CUGGCCAAUGAGCUGGGAUGCCACUCAGGCACAUGGUCCUGGUCACCCCAAAAUAACUUGUGACUAGUGUGCUGACAAAUGUCACUACUUUUACUGGAGACCGGUUGCCCUAGCUACUUGCACCCAUAUUUUCCAGUAAACUCCAAGGUUAACUCUAUGCAAUAAAUUGGGAAUCCAUCCUGGCCAGCUGCCCUGUGUCCACAUUUUCCCAGGUGGCCACCACUGGAAGACUGGAAUCCCCUCUCUUUGAGCACAGGUGCGCGCAGAGGAUUACCGCCAGCUCCAGCCGGGGCCCGCUGGGGUUUAUUUGAAGCAUGCAAGAGAACAAGGUGAACCAGCCUACAUCAUUGUCUCAGCUCUUGAGAGAGAACUACUUGGCUGAAGCGCGGGCGCACCAGAGACACAGCGGCAUGAGCCGUUCCGACUCCUCGCGGCACCUGGUCUACGCGCCCCUCAAAGGCAAGGCGGAGAACUCCGCGGGGCAGGACGAGCCCCAACCCAAGGUCCCAGACCUCUCAGCCUUCCUGAGCCAGGAAGAACUGGAUAAGAGUGUCAACCUGGCUUGUCAGGCUAUCGGACAUGAGGCCCGCGAGGAGAGGACAGAGUUCAAGGCCCCGGUCGCCCCUUCUGCCACCUCCACUGCAUCCAACACUCCCGACACCCAGCCUGACCUGGAACUAAAAGAACCCCUACCAACACACGCGACAUUCUUCCCAGAGAGACGGUCAUUCUCACCUCUGUCCGUACAGGACAAUGUGAUAAGGAUAGACAAACAGAUAUAUCAGCCAUCCCAACUGUCCAUUCAGGACAACGCAAUAAGGACCGACAGACAGAAAUAUCCACUGUCCCAACCAUCCAUCCAGGACAACGACAUGAGGACAGACAGAGAGUUGUACCCACUGUCCAUGCAGGACAAUGGAAUGAGGACAGACAGACAGACGUUCCCACCGCCCAUCAUCCAGGACAUUACAAUGAAGAACAACUGGGUGGCCAGGGAGGCCUUUGAGGACUUUAAGAGGCCAGGGGCUAGGGGAAUGAACACCCCAGCGUACGGCCUGGGGACCCAGUCCAAGAAGGAGUUCCUCAACAAGGCAGCAGACUUCAUCGAGGAACUCUCCUCUCUGUUCAAGGCUAACAGCUCCAAAAGGAUACGGCCCAGAUCAUGCAAAACUCAUAGGAGCAGAGCCAACAAGGGUCAAGUGGAUGGGAGCGUUUACACCCUGAAUGCAGACGACAGGGAACGAACCAUUCUUCUCCAAGACUUCGAGAUGGAGAGGCCUUCUAAUCCUUUCAGCGUUCAGCCAUCAGAAGUCCAGGGUUUGGGCAUGGAACCAGGGUUUGGGCACGCUUACUUCCCCAUGCAGGACUGGAGGACUACUGAGGAGCAGUAUGAUGAGUCUGGGGUGCUGGAGGCGGAAGGGGUGGAUGAGGCUGAAAGCCCUGCCCUGGUGGAGAUCACCCCUGGGGUGUACACAGCCGACCCCAUCUGUGAGCCCCCUCACUUCAUACAAAAACUGAAAAGCAGGGAGGUGCUGGAGGGCAGCAAGGUUCAGCUGGACUGCGUUGUUUGCGGACUCCCCAUGCCCGAAGUCCGGUGGUUUUGUGAGGGGAAGGAGCUGGAUAACUGCCCUGACUUUCAGAUCCUCAACAACGGCGAGUUGCACUCUCUGAUCAUUGCCGAGGCAUUCGAGGAAGACACAGGGCGGUACUCUUGCUUUGCAUCCAACUUCUACGGCACAGACUCUACGUCUGCCGAAAUCUACGUCGAAGGUGACUCCUCUACAGAUUCGGAGGGGGAACAACAUUUUGAACUUGCACAACUACAGAGGACCCGAGCUCAGCCGGGUGCCCCAUCUUUACCUCCAGUGGUCAGUGUUGUGUCUCUGUGUGAGGACGACACAACCAUCUGCACUGAAGAACAGCCACAGGAGGCCACCUCACUGCCUUCUAGCCAGGUAGUCACUGCAUCUGUACCUGUCCAGGCAGCUACUAAUGUCCUUCCUGCUACAGAGGUGACAACAGCACCAUCCACCCAGGUGGCAUUUACAUUGGUCGCUGCCCAGGAGAUGUCAGCACCGUUACCUGUCCAGGUAGUUUCUACUCGAGAUCUACCACCUGUGGACACGGCGUCAGUACUGGCGCAGGAGGUGUCAACACUGUCACUGCCAACACCGUCACAUGUCCCAGUGACAUCCACACCAUUACCGACACAGACAGUCUCUACCACGGCACUACCGCUGACCCAGGUGGUCUCCUCUACGCUGCCUGCCCAGGUUGCUGCCAUACAGACGACUCUAGCUGAGAACCUAAAUGGAGACAGCUAUACUCUAAGUCUAGACAUCUAUCCUCAAGGUCUAGAAGGGAGGCCUAUCAUGGCUGCCCCUGUUUUCACAAAGAGUCUGCAGGACCUAGAGUGCCGUGUUAAAGGAGUGCCCUCCCCCAAGGUGGACUGGUACAGAGAAGGAACUGUCAUAGAGGCCUCCCCUGACUUCAGGAUCCUGCAGAAGAAUCCUCGAUCCACGGAUAAAUCAGAGGAAAUAUGCACUUUGGUCAUUGCUGAAGUCUUCCCUGAAGAUUCUGGAACAUUCACUUGCACUGCAAGCAACAAAUAUGGAACUGUAUCCAGUAUCGCUGCACUAAGGGUGAAAGGAAAUGAAAACACCAACAACAACCACGUGAAAACUGUCGUAGGCACUUUAACAAUGGAGUCCACACAAGUACCAGAGCCUUCUUCGUCAGAUCUCACUCUGCCCAGUCUAAAGCCUCAAGCUGAGGCUCUUGUCACCAACAGCAUCAAGCCUCACUCCAGCACCAUCCGCCUGGAUCCCCUCAGCUCCAGCACUUUACGACUGGAACCUCUGAGCACCAGUACCCUCCAUCUAGACCCUCUGAGCUCCAGCAUGCUGCGCCAGGUGCCUGUUAGCCCCAGCAUGCCCAGCCUGGACCCAAUAAGCCUGGGCAACAGCCUCCAUAUAGGCACCCGUAGCUCCAGCACAUCUCAUCUGGACUCACUCUACCUGAGCACCCCUCACCCAGACCUGCCUACUAGCUCCAGCGAGCCCCAGAGCAAUGGUGAGAUGCCCAAGACUGACCAGGAAGACUCCAGAGCCUUUUCAGUGUUACCUAACCCUCCCGUUGGUCUUUGGCCUAAGGUGGAAGGGACUCCUAUCCAUAAACCUGAGCCCCCUCCCCAUGUAAACCUCCCUGAUCCCCCCAACUCCUCCUGCCUUAAGCCUGGGGUUCUGGUUAACCACAACGGGCCCAGGUCCAGCUCCAGGGCUGGCCUCCGUGUGCACUUUAAACUGCCUGAGGAUGAAACGGAAAACCUGAGUGAAGCAUCCAAUAGCCAUUCAUAUGAAGAUAUGUCACAGUUGGACAAUAAGGAACCACCUCCAGUACUGGCCAAGCCCAAACUAGACCCUGUCCAGCUGCAGCUUCUGCACAACCAGGUGCUUAUGGAGCAGCAGCAGACUGAGACUGAGCCAACCGGAGCCAUCAAGAGCCAACCGGAGGCAUCUGCCUGGCCAGUCCAGACACACCACGAGUCCCAGGCACAGACCCAAGCCCAGCCUCAGUCAAACCUGCCCCGUUCAUCUACUCCCAUGCCCCUGCAGACCACCCACGCCGCACCCAUACUGACCACAUCCCCAACACCCUUUCUCAACUCCGCCCCUGUGACAAGAUUGAACACUACCCCUACACCCCAGCUAAACACUAGUCCCCCUGCCCACCUGCUAAACAUUGCCUCUGCACCACUACUGAACCCAUACACCCCCCAUUCCUAUUCUACUUCUUCAGCCCUGCUAAACACAAGCCCUGCACCACCAAAGAACACUACCUCUGCACCGUUACUGAACACAGCCCCUCCUACACCCGUUAUAGGUACCCUCCCGUCCCUUCCUCAACUGAAGACAGCUCCUUCUUGUAUGAGCUCCCCUCCAUCUGCCUCUCUGCUGAGAACCGUUCCUGCACCACACCUGUACACCAGCCCUGCAUCCCCACCCUAUAUGACCCAGCAAAACACCACCCAUUCUUCCCAGCUGAAUUUAGCCCACUCAUCCCAGCCUAAAGCCAUUCACGUACCCAAGUUUAGCACACCUCCCGCACCUCAUCUGAAUACAGCCCCCACAGCAUCCCUCAGCUCCAUCCCUGCAGCUUUCAACAAGGCCCCCACAACCAUGCAGAACACCUCCCACUCUCCCCUGCUCAGAACAACCCACGCCUCCCUCCUCAACCUGGCCCCUACGUCACAGAGCUUCAACUACGCUAGGCCAAAGGAGUUCAUCACUGCCCAGACUCUCCUCUCUCCAUUUAGGAGUCCCUCUCCUACAGAGUCCCCCGUUCCGUUGCUCCACAAGCUGGCUGCCGAGCUCAACUCCUCCAACCCCAACCAGUUCUCUCCGCAACCCAGAGUCUUACCCACCAGAGUCCUCAAGUCACCCAUCAGCCCCCCUCCCUUCAUGUCCUCCCCCACCUCACCCAUCCUGUCACCUGCUGCCUACCUAAACUCUGUGUUCACCCUGCCACAGCAGUCGCCUCCGCAGGCAGCGUCCCCGACCUCCAGUACCUCCACCCCCAGCCCCAUCCAGAACCAUGUGGCCUUCCUCAGCUCUGUCCUGCCCUCUCUACACACUACACAAGCCACCAACUCUAUGGGCCUGCCCAGGAGUGCUCAUAGGCCAUCUCAAGGCAUACUGAAGAAGUUGCCUACAAGCACUCGUCCUAUUUUAGAUGAUGACAUUCGUAGCAGCCAACAAACUCUCCUCCACGAUAUUGAGAAAAAGUUUAGGUUCAAUGAAGAUUUAACGCGUGGUCAUGUACAACAGAAGCCGACUACUUAUGAGGGUAAAACAGAAAGCCGAAACCUCGGACCAAACAUUCCUGCCACUGUCUUUAAUUAUGACGAGGAGUACAAAGUGUCCAACUUUGAGCAGAGGCUGAUGGGUGAGAUAGAGUUCCGUCUGGAGCGCACGCCAGUCGAGGAGUCAGAUGACGAGGUACAACACGAUGAGAUCCCAACAGGGAAGUGCAUUGCUCCCAUGUUUGACAAAAAACUGAAGAACUUCAGGGCCAUGGAGGGUGUGCCAAUGACGUUCUCCUGUAAAGUGGUGGGGAUCCCUGUACCUAAGGUUUACUGGUUCAAGGAUGGCAAGCAGAUCUUGAGGAAAAAUGAUCAUUAUAAGAAGAUAAGAGAGGGGGACGGAACCUGUGCCCUACACAUAGAGGUCACCAAUAACGACGAUGAUGGCAACUACACUGUCCUGGCAGCUAACCCCCAGGGACGAAUCAGCUGCUCCGGUCAUUUGAUCAUCCAAACAGGUCCUCUCCGAAACCGAAUGACACCUAUGAUUCACUCUCAGAGGGUGCGGGCCCGCAUACAGGAAGUGGAAGAGGGUGAAACAACCCAGGAACGCUUCUUCCAACCUCACUUCCUCCAGGCUCCAGGGGACAUGGUGGCUCAUGAGGGCAGAGUCUGUAGAUUAGACUGCAAGGUUAGUGGCCUUCCAAACCCAGAGCUGAUGUGGCUGAUCAACGGGAGGCCCAUCUACCCAAACUUCUACCACCGGAUGCUGGUGAGGGAGAAUGGAAUCCAUUCCCUUGUCAUAGACCCUCUAAAACAGGACGACGCCGGGACAUACACUUGCAUUGCCAGCAACAAAGCAGGACAGAGCUCCUUCAGUCUAGAGUUAAGAGUUGUGGAAAAAGAGAUGAAGCAGGUCCCCCAGUUUGUGGAGAAGCUCCAGAACACAGGCAUCGCAGAGGGCACCCCCGUCCGACUGGAGUGCAGGGUGCUGGGCAUGCCUCCACCUGUCAUCUACUGGAAGAAAGACAAUGACACCAUUCCUCACACCAAGGCCAGAGUCAGCUUACACCAGGAUGCCACUGGAUAUGUUUUCCUCCUGAUUCAGCCAACCAGGAAAGAGGAUGCUGGCUGGUACACCGUAUCAGCAAAGAAUGAGGCUGGAAUUGUUUCAUGCACAGCGAGACUAGAUAUCUAUGCCCAGUGGCAUCAACAUGUUCUUCUGCCUAUGAAGAAGGCUCCGCGGUAAGGCAGUCGCUAUGCAGCACUGACUGGCCAAGGCCUAGACAUCAAGUCCGCCUUUCCCACGACGGACAACAGCCCCAUCCUGUUCUCCAGCUCCCCUAACGAGGCACAGUUGGAGAGCGAGGAGCUGUGAGAUGCUAGCUGUGUAAGAAGCAGACAUACUCUGCCACAGGGUUGUAAAAGUCUGUAAACUUCCCCAUAAUGGACAGGUUUUUCAGAAAUUCUAGUUGAAAGUUUUGGAAAGUUUAUUGGAAUUUUGCCAACCUAAUCACCACUGGCCCUUUGAACCCACAAACUACUCUUCUCUGGAGUCUCGUAGGGCCGGUUUCCCAGAAACAGAUUAAGCCAAGUACUGGACUAAAAAGCAUGCCCAAAUAGAGAAUCUCCAUUGAAAUGGUCUAAUCUACUAGACAAUCUAAUCUGUGGUGGCCAGUAGGAUUAAGAGAUGGAAGAGCAGGACUAUAAUCUGUGUAGUUUGUUUCAUCUGGUUUGUGUGAUACAUUUGAAGUGAUACAUUAAAGUUAGAAUGACAAAAACGGUUAGAUUUUAAACUGUCAACCUAAUGCUGUGUUUGCUUGUCCGCCAUUCCUAUUGAAUUGUAUCAUUUGAAAUGUCUGAUUCACAAAAAACAGACACAAUCACCAAGUCUUAGUUCACCAGCCACCAAGUCAACUAUAAUCUUCCAAUAGAUCAGAUGUAUUAUUUUAUUUAUUUUUGAUUAGUUAGAUUGAUAGACUAACAGUUAGAACGUUGGGCCAGUAACUAAAAUGUUGCUAGUUCGAAUCCUCAAGCCAACAAGGUGAAAUAUCUGCAAUGUGCCCUUGAGCAAGGCACUUAACUCUAAUUGCUCCAGCAACAAUGUGAUAAUGUCAGACCCUGGCCGUGACCCCACUCUCUGAGGGUGUCUCAGGGGGAGAGUUGGGAUGUACAAAAAACACAUUUCCAAUUCACACAUGCAUAUUAGUACACACUUGUACAUGUGUUAAAUAGGAUAAAUAUAAUAUAACUUCUGACCCACUGGAAUUGUGAUACAGUGAAUUAUAAUUGAAAUUAUCUCUGUAAACAAUUGUUGGAAAAAUUACUUGUCAUGCACUAAGUAGAUGUCCUAACCGACUUGCCAAAACUAUAGUUUGUUAAGAAGAAAUU
Molecule: messenger RNA, 7192 nt
Organism: Salmo salar (Atlantic salmon)
Lineage: Eukaryota; Metazoa; Chordata; Actinopteri; Salmoniformes; Salmonidae
Product: myopalladin
Source: RefSeq, a predicted model, not a curated record